AAUUAUAGAAUAAUUCCAAUACUUUCACCUUAUAUAAACUGAAUUGGUUAAUUUCAUAUCAUAAUUGUUACAAGAAAGAAUAUAGCCUAAAAUCAUAUUACUCAAUAUACGCGGGAAAUAUAAUUAUCAUGAAGAAAAGGAAAACAAGACGUCAACUUCUGGCUGAAAAAGAAGCUAUUGCUAAAAGCUUAGUUGAUAAAGCAAACUCCGUGAAAAAUCCCUUAGAGCCCUUAAAUUUCUUUCAUAAAUAUAUGACAAAGGAUAAUCAAACUAUUGAACUCUCUUGCAUGAAAGCCAUAGAUGCACAACCUAAAUGUAUUCUUUGGAUUUUUGAUAUUAUGGAACGUAAUAUGAAAUCUCUGUAUGAACAAAGUGAUUGGGGUUGGGAUUCAGUCGCCAAACAAAAACAAUUAACAGAGCCAACAGCUUGGUAUUUAGUAGCAACUUCCGAUGAGAAAUUUGUAGGAUUUUCCCAUUUUCGUUUUGAUAUAGAUUAUAGGGAAGAAGUACUGUAUUGUUAUGAAAUGCAGUUGGAAUCUACAAUACGACGAAAAGGACUUGGCCAUUUUAUGAUGUCUGCUCUUGAAGCUAUGGCAUCAGAAAACAAGAUGCGUAAAGUAGUUCUGACUGUACUUAAACUUAACCCAUCAGCUAUGCAGUUUUUCUAUUCCCUCGGCUACAAGAUGGAUAAAACCAGUCCACCAGCAUCUGAUCAAUUGGACUAUAUCAUUUUGAGUAAGGCCGUUGAUAGUGGAACAAUGAGCAGAAAUCUUAAUUCUUUUCAAUGAGUCUAAGUGAUCAUUAAAUUUUACGUUUAAGAUUGUGUCUUGUGAAAUAAGAUUGGUAAUAUUUGGUGUGGACAUAAAUUAACAAUAGGCGAUUUCAACGAUGGUCCUACAUUAUGGAAUGUAAGUGGAGCUUUACUAAUAACCCAAUCAUCUAUAUAAUUAAGAAACUUUGUUAAAUCAACUUCUACGGAUUCGGAAACAUUAAAAUAACGCAAAUAAGAAUUAUCAUUCCAACACA
Bombus terrestris (buff-tailed bumblebee) is the source of this 1026-nucleotide messenger RNA. It is a transcript of the gene Naa40, whose product is annotated as N-alpha-acetyltransferase 40. Bases 129 to 788 code for a protein of 219 amino acids. NCBI's taxonomy places the organism in Eukaryota, Metazoa, Arthropoda, Insecta, Hymenoptera, Apidae. The transcript is spliced from 4 exons. The record is from RefSeq and is a predicted model, not a curated record. Gene Ontology annotation, molecular function: protein N-terminal-serine acetyltransferase activity; histone H4 acetyltransferase activity; histone H2A acetyltransferase activity. Gene Ontology annotation, cellular component: nucleus.